UCGGGUUUCCACUCCUUUAUUCCUACUAAUACUAUCGACCGACCGACGUUUCUUGUUAUCAUGUCACAGUCUAUGCCCACGGACGGUCUGAGUCUUCUCUCGCUUUCCGUGGCCGCAGCCAAUGCCCAGCCAAUCCCAGAGUCGAAGCACCGCCGUCUCUCCUCGACCGGCAAGGCGAGGAGGAGGCUCAGUGAUGCUAGAGAUGCUGCUUCUCGCCCUUCGCCAUCCUCCCUAUCUGGCACCACCCCCGACGAGCUCGCAGGCAUCUCCAGCCCGGUAGUCAUACCCAAGAACGGCAAGAAACGCGGUGUGGAUCAUAAAUGCGAGAGCUGCUCCAAGAUCUACCGCCACCCCUCCUGCCUCAUCAAACACCGCUGGGAACACACUCCCCACUGGCGCGAGUCCAGCAAGUACGUCCUGAGCAAACACCAGCAGGUCCAGCUCCUCGAGGCUGCGGCGAUUCUCUCCCACCUCAAGAGUGAGAGUUUACCGGAGGAUAGGAGUUUGUGGCCGAGUUUCCUUAGUGGUGGUGUGGGGGCUGGUGGAGGGAGUAGUAGUGUGCCGGUGGGUAGGGCGGGAGGACCGAGGAUGCAUGAUUAUGAUGUGCAGGAGGGGACCCCGAUGGAGGUGUUGGCGCCGAGGUUUGAGUAUGGGAGUGUGGGGGAGAGUGUGCCCGAGUCGGACGAGGAGGAGGAAGGGGAGAGCGAGGAGGAGGAAGAGGAAGAGGUUUGGGAGGAGAGGACUAAGCAGGAGGAAGGGGAGGAGUGGGAUGGGUUCGAUAUGGAUAUGGAUUAAUCGGUGCGCAUUGCUCUCAUGAUCACAUCACGACUUGCAUGGUUUCCUUCUCUUUCGCGCUUCGCUUUUUAUCACGGACAGUCAACCAAGAAUCAAACGCAAAUCCUUGUAUUAGUAUUAGUUGUUUUUUAUGUAUGUACACCACUUUGGAAUUUUGUCGAAUCAAUGGGAAUGGGCUUUUAUGGUGACACGUAUUUUUGGGCGCUUAGUUCGGGGG
Messenger RNA from Desarmillaria tabescens, 1012 nucleotides. RefSeq lists its product as uncharacterized. The transcript is spliced from 4 exons. NCBI's taxonomy places the organism in Eukaryota, Fungi, Basidiomycota, Agaricomycetes, Agaricales, Physalacriaceae. The record is from RefSeq and is a predicted model, not a curated record. Bases 61 to 795 code for a protein of 244 amino acids.